Mus musculus (house mouse) is the source of this 5187-nucleotide messenger RNA. RefSeq names its product mitochondrial transcription termination factor 1b (gene Mterf1b). The transcript is spliced from 2 exons. Bases 3898 to 5043 code for a protein of 381 amino acids. Gene Ontology annotation, molecular function: nucleic acid binding. NCBI's taxonomy places the organism in Eukaryota, Metazoa, Chordata, Mammalia, Rodentia, Muridae. The record is from RefSeq and is a predicted model, not a curated record. Gene Ontology annotation, cellular component: mitochondrion.
GCCGAGGCCGGAAGUCAGCCGUUACUUCCGCACUCCGCUCCCUCCCGGGCGUCCAGAGGCGGAAGUGAAAGGUGUCUACCGGGAGCGUUGGUAGGAGCGCGGAUGCAGUGUGCGGGCUGGGGCUGGGGAGCUGCUGGAGCCUUUGCGAGCGGCUUGCGAGUCUCUGCUAGACAGGGCGAUGAAUGGCUAAAGGCCAUUGCAGAACUGCCCGAGGGAAGGCGAGCCUUCGAUGUGGGAUUACGGCGGUUCUGAGUUUAGACUCAUCAAGCCCUCCACACUUCGUACAGCAAAGAGCUCGGCAUUGGCUCGGAAUUUGUAACUUUAGGGACAGUGCCCACCCUUAGGUUGUUGUAUAUAUAGGGCAUUACGAAAUAAUGUAUGUGUAACGUGGGGUUCUGGUAUUAAAGUGCGUUUGCGAUUCCGCUACCUUCCCCCCAUGCGUUGCCGUUUUCUUUUUAUUAUGACUGAGAAAUGUUUAGUUUGCGAGAGGUCGUGCAUCUCACAAAAAUGAUUUGACCUGGACUUCUUUAUUCUCUACUACACUGGCGAUAUUUUUGCCUUUUUCUUUUCCAAAUUAGUGGUGUGGUGGUAGAAACAUCGGUUUUUACCUUUUCUGGAGAGAUCUAAAGUCUCUUAUGACAAAGUCGACAUCGAUAUGUAGUUCUGUUCAAAACAAAACAAAACAACCCUGUACACUUAAAUGCUGUGUCAAAAGAGUAGCGGGAUUGUGGAAUUCCCAAAGAUUAGCAGUUUUCUUUAAACACCUGUUAGCUUUCCAGCUGUGGGAUGGGGUGGGGUGGAGGGGACGGGAAGGGACAGGGACAUAAAUCUUCCAUCUUGAACCUCGGUAGUUACAGUCACCAAGAUGUUGGUGAUAUUCAUGAAAUUUAACGAAGCUUAAGAAAAUGGUUUAUUUUAGAGGAAGAUUGAAGGCAAUUAUUCGAUAUUUGCUUUUUUUAAAAUUUGUCUUGGGAUAGUUAAUUUGCCAGAGGUUACAAAUUCAGCUCAACAAUCUGUUUUUAAAAGGACAUUGUGUUUAUACAAUGACUUGCAAAUACAACUUGGGUUCAUGAAAAUGACCCUUUUUCUUUUCUGAAAGAAAAGACAAUUUAACUCAGAAAAGUGCACGUGCUUUCCCGCCUGCGAGUGCGCUCAUAUGUGAGCUUUGAGUUUGAUAAGAUAGUAGUAGUAAGUGCUGAGGGGAGAGAGCAUCUACUGAGAAGGUGAUGGGAAUAUGAGAAUUAUGAGGAAAAACAAUAGGACAUGCUUCUAAUGGAGAAUACACACACACACACUCAUGUGUGUGACAUGAAAGUAAAAGAGGGACUUUGGGAAGAUAGAUACAGAUUCCAUUAUUUGUUAUGUCAGUUAAAAAUAAUGAAAAGACAGCAAGGACACUGAGACUAAAAUAGGCAGGAACAAGAUUGCUUUGUUGCUGUUUUGAGUGAAGUUGAUUUGGUAAGGAAGAGAGAGAAUGUAAAACCCUCCUGGGGGUGCUUACCACAAUGACAUUAAUCAGAGGAGCGCUACUUUGGGUGCUGCAUGGAUGCUCAGUUCAACUUUAUAUGUUGAUACAUUUAGAAAAUAUUUAUUUGGAGGAUAAGUUAUAUAAAGAGAAACAAAAAUCUACUUGUGACAAGUCUAACAAACUAAUAGUUUUUUUUACCCUUUUCUUAGGAGUCUUAGCAAACCUUUUUCUUAUUUUAUUGGUAUUAGAAUUUCUGUUGAAUAUUCUGUGUCAUGUUUAUCGUUUACCGUGGUGCUAAUCAUCUGAAAGGAAUGAGCUGUCUGGUAGUAAUCUUCAAGCUGAUAGACUUAGUAUAUGUAUCCUUAGUGACUGAUUUUUAAAAAUUUAUUAUUCAUAUUGUAUUUGUUAUAAAAUGUAUGUAAAAUAGAAAUUGUCACAGGAUAAGACAAGUAUAAUUGAAAAUUGAUACUGUCUAUUGGAUAAUUUUGCAUGCUUAUUUAUAACGCUUCUUAUAAAACUUGGCUGACUGUAAUGUGAUAGUCUUCUGUCCAGUUAUCCAGCAGAGGUCAUCCAUGAGCAUCUGGAAGGGAAAAGGUUGGAUUGUACAUGCUAGAUAGAGCUUGCUUUCUUCUUUCUUUCCUUCUUUCUUUUCUUUUCCUUCUUUCUUUUCUUUUCUUUUCCUUUCUUUCUUUCUUUCUUUCUUUCUUUCUUUCUUUCUUUCUUUCUUUCUUUUUUCCUUCCUUCCUUCCUUCCUUCCUUCCUUCCUUUCUUUCUUUCUUUCUUCUUCUUCUUUUCUUUCUUUCUUUUCUUUUCUUUUUCUUUUUAUAUGUAUAUUUUAUUAAUUAAUUGAGAAUUUAAUACAGUGUAUUUUGAUCACAUUCACUCCACUCCUCCAGCUCCUCCUAAAUUCACAUCCCAUUCCAUAACCAUUGAAGUUUUUGUUCUUGCUCUUUUUUUUUCCCAUUUUUUAUUAGGUAUUUAGCUCAUUUACAUUUCCAAUGCUAUACCAAAAGUCCCCCAUACCCACCCACCCCCAAUCCCCUACCCACCCACUCCCCCUUUUUGGCCCUGGCGUUCCCCUGUACUGGGGCAUAUAAAGUUUGCGUGUCCAAUGGGCCUCUCUUUCCAGUGAUGGCCGACUAGGCCAUCUUUUGAUACAUAUGCAGCUAGAGUCAAGAGCUCUUUUUUUUAAAGCCAUUAAAUUCAGUUAGUAUUGUCUGUAUUCAUUUGGUUAUAUGGCCAUCAUCAGAAUGUUGGAUCUACUGGGGCCCACACCCUUGACUGGAAAAAAAAAAUUAAAGGAGGACAUGGCUGUUCCUGGAUUUGUUGUAACAGAAGGGUGAUUGUAUAUAUGAGGGAGAAAACAGCCAGAGGCAUCUAGAAGGAUCUAGAGUGGAUAUGAGUGGCAGACUGAGCUGGGUCAUGUGAGGAGGGAGGAGAGGACAGGAAGAGAGGGCAACCUUGAGCAGCAGCCAAGAGACAAAAAGGCCAAAAAGGAACAAAAGGCCUGGCGUUGCUGAAAUGGCUGGAGGGGGAUGGGCAGCCCAGCCUCUGACUGGAGAGUUCAGGGUAGAGGUGGGAUAUGCCAGCCAGGAGGACCUUGUAACAGAUAAGGACUGAGGGAUGAUGGGAGAACCUGGCAGCCAGGUCAACUUUGAUAUGUUUAAUGAAUACUUCAGCUAGUGUUCUUGGCAAACUCUUGUCCCAGGUUUAAGACCUAACAACUUUGAAUUAGAAAAUUAAUUGCUCUCUCCUCCUUUCUGGUAUUGGGGAAUUGAACUCAAAUCUUCAUGCAUGCUAAGGAUAUAUAAUGUAUCACUGACCUACCUCUGAAUUACAGUCCAUCCCUCAACUAUAUCAAUAUGAAGAUGGAAAUGAGUUUAGAAUUAUGGCAUUGCAACCAAGAAAACAGUUUGGAAAACUGAGAUAGAGAUUAAUGUUGGCAUCUUUUGUCUACAGAUGUGUGUGUGUGUGUGUGUGUGUGUGUGUGUGUGUGUGUGUAUGAUCCAUUUAAAGGGUAUCAUAUGUCUAAAAAAGACAUUAAAGAUGCAAAUUAGAUAAUCUGAAGUGUGUUUUUUUUAGAGCUUCAUUUAGAGUUUGAGGUAGCCAGAAGCAAAGAGAUCUAGUGUCUGUGGCAGGUUCAGUUCAGACAUCUGGCAAGUUGAAAGUUGAAUUGUAAUUAAAGGGCAAUUUCUUAGGAACAAGCCAAAGAUGUCAGAAACCACAGAAAAGAGAAGAGGUGGAGAGGAGUAAAUGAUUCUGGAGAGUCAAAGCAGGCACAGUGAACUAAAAGAACAAUACAAGGGCAGGGCAGCUUGGGGCAGCAUGGUGUUCUGCUUCUCUGUAAGUCAAAGAGGAAGAGCCUUGAGUCCAUAGGGACCCAACAGAAGCCAUGAGGCAGGAGCAUUUGAAAAACUUUGGGCUACCUGAUGAUUAUGGCAUCAAGAAACAUCUGGUGUGUGAGAAGAAACUUUCUCUUUGAUUUAAGAGGCUGGAUGCUUCAGUAUUCAGCAGAAGUUUUCCUCAAGUCGAUUUCAUUCAGGACGUUUAGUGUGGAAUGCGACAGUAAGGACAAGGAGUCUUUGGAGGAGGAGAGGGAGGACCUGCUGAGCAACUUAGUCACCAUGGGCGUUGAUAUCGACAUGGCAAGGAGGCGACAGCCUGGAGUUUUUAACAAGGCUGUUACGAAUGAGCAGGAGCUGAAGAUAUUCCUUCUGUCCAAGGGAGCUAGUGACAAAGUGAUUGGUAGCAUCAUAUCAAGAUAUCCACGAGCUAUAACACGCACUCCUGAAAGUCUUUCAAAACGGUGGGAUCUGUGGAGAAAGAUUAUGGCAUCAGACCUUGAAAUUGUAAAUAUUUUGGAGCGUUCUCCUGAAUCCUUUUUUCGAUCUAAUAACAAUCUAAACUUAGAGAAUAAUAUAAAGUUCCUUUGCUCUGUUGGAUUGACUCAUAAAUGCCUCUGCAGACUGUUGACCAAUGCUCCCAGAACCUUCUCCAACAGUCUGAAUUUGAAUAAGCAAAUGGUUGAAUUUUUGCAGGAGACUGGUAUGUCCUUAGGUCACAAUGAUCCCAGAGAUUUUGUCAGGAAGAUAAUUUCUAAAAACCCUUCCAUCUUAAUUCAGAGCACCAAGCGUGUAAAAACUAACAUUGAAUUUUUACAAUCAACUUUCAACUUGAACAAACAGGACCUGCUGCUUCUGAUAUGUGGCCCAGGAGCUAGAAUCUUAGACCUUUCCAAUGACUGUACCAAAAAAAAUUACACAAACAUAAGAGAGAGGCUGCUUUCUCUUGGGUGCAGUGAGGAGGAGGUACAGAGGUUUGUCCUAAGCUAUCUGAAUAUGGUCUUCUUGUCAGAAAAAAAGUUUAAUGAUAAAAUAGACUGCCUUAUAGAAGAAAAAAUCAGUGCUUCACAAAUAAUUGAAAAUCCGAGGAUUUUAGACUCCAGCAUAAAUACUUUAAAAACUCGCAUCCGAGAGCUGUCCCAUGCUGGGUAUGACUUGAGCACAUCCAGCAUUGCUCUGCUGUCCUGGAGUCAGAGAAGAUAUGAAGCUAAACUGAAGAGAUUAUGUGGAUAGGACAGUGUAGGAGGAGUCGCAGGCAAUUGGACAGGUGUGGCACUGGUUCCAGUAUGGACUUUUCAAACAGGAGAGUUUUGUUUUUGUUUUUUAAUUAUUUUUUUAUUAAAUUUUUUUAAAUAAAAAUUUUAAAGUAUUUAAGAU